GUUGUGGUGUGGAUUCGAUCAAUGUGUUUUCGUUAUACAUCAUCCAAAACUUUUUAAUGCUUUGAUUAAGCGGGUGUAAAUUAAACGAACACGUACACGCGAUGGAUGUAAUUGUUAAUCAAAUACGCAUCCAAUAGCUGUAUUGAAAUUAUAAUUGCCAAUCUUGGAAGAGAGAGAGAGAGAGAGAGAGAGAGUUGUCUAGAUAAUGAAAUGUAUAUGUAUAUAACUUACUUAAGUGAAAUAAUAUUAAUUUCUCGUUCCUUGUAAGGCCAAAGUUUAAUGGUAGUAAUUGAAAUUUUCGUUCAUUAUUGUAACCGUAAUAGAUGAGUCAUCUCGUAAUGGAAUUUGUAAUAGAGAAUCAUAUGAUCAAAUUCAUUCCAUACACUAGAAUAAUCAGUUGAAAUGAUAACAUAAUCAGCUCAAACGGCGGGUCUAACAAGGACGUUUUGACAUAAGUGCAUGCAUUAGCUUUUUCUAACCAGGAUGAUGCUUAAGUACACGAGUAGGAGUCAAGGGUGAAAAAUAGAAUAAUGACAAGGUAGUUAUGCUCAGACUCGCCGGUUUCUUGCAGUGUCUCACCCUUAUGCCAUCAACAGACUUAUGGAAAUGAAAGUAUACAUAUAAGUGCAUAUGUAUAUCUGUGAAAAUCAAGUGCGAAAACGACAAGCUACGACUUUUUUACACGCUCCCGCCCAGUCGUCUCAAAACGCUAAUCCUGACCCACUCGCAACGCGUCACGACCCCCGGUCACCUUUCAUAAAAUGGCCGCGAGAACGUAUAGUGUCUUUCUCUCUUUUCUCCCGCACAUCGGCUCUCUCUCUCUCAGCUCUCUCGCGGUUCAGUCCACCUUCGAAAAUCCAUACUUACUAUCCACCCACUCGUUAACCAUCGGCACACGCGGCGACUCAUCGUCAUCAUUGUAUCAUAUCAUCAGCUCCCUAGAUCUGCACUGGUGGAGCAUCACGACGACGACGACGACGGAGCCCGAUCGUCUUAACCAACAAAAUCCAGCCGUCAGCUGACCUAAUGUUUACGCGGAUGAACAUCUCGCUGGAGGAUUUCCCGGGCUGAGACCGCACCAGGAGAGCCUCGAGUCGUAGCUAUCGCACUGUCCAGCAUCUCGAGCAAUCAUGACCAUCGCGAUUAUGGAGAAGCUCCGCGACUGCGGCUGGUACUUAUCGGAGCAGGGCUUUGACGUGGUCAGCGACUAUGGCAGCAUUGUGGAUGUGCAGAAGAUUAUUAAACGCGCGACCGACCAUGACCUGAAGGAGAUAAGCAGUGGUGAGGGAGAGCUGACCAGUGGCGAUAUCGUUUUGCAAAUUCAGAAGGUUCGCAACAUUGCUGCUCCAAAACAUAAUGAGGAAUCUCGGGGAGCUCCUAGGAUGCUCAAGCUGUCAUUGACGGAUGGCAAGACUAGUUAUCAAGCCAUUGAAAUAGAGAAUAUUUCUUCCAUUAGUUUAAAUACACCGCCUGGUACAAAGUUAUUGAUAAGGGGAGGUACUUUACCUAUGUCGCAUGGAGUCAUUCUACUCAAACCUUUUAAUAUUGUUCAAGUUCUGGGAGGCAAAGUCACGAGUCUGGUGGAAAAGUGGGAAUUGAAUAAGAAAUUGGCUUCUCACAGUAGAGUGAGGCCUGUCGAGGAAGGUGGGCCGCCAUCAUGGAUUCCGUUUGGCAAGAAGAUAGUCAAAAUAACAGAGCAAGGAAAGAAUUUCAAGGCUCUGGCUGAGAAGGAGAAGACAACCGAGGAGAAUGCAGAAUUUGAAGCCCAGCGUAAGAAUGCCAUUGCUGAAGCUGCCAAACAGGGAAGCAAGAAAGUGUUUGGCGGUGGAAAUAAGCAGCUUCUGGAUCAUAGUGUUCAAAGGAUCGUCGAUCAAGGAUUUUCGAUAGAACAAGCCGAAUAUGCCUUGAAAGUCAAUCGCAAUAAUGUCGACCGCGCCCUCAAGUCCUUACAGAAAAAUGAUAAUAGAAAUAAUAGCAAUACGAGGGAAGCGCGCGAGCCGCGUGAGCCGAAAGGAAAGCGGGGCGACAAAAAGUCAGGCGAAGAAGUCAGUAGUAAGCCAAGUAGUGGGAAAAUAUCGCUUUUCGAUUUCCUCGAAGACAAACUGCCAGCACAGACUGAAAUUCCCGAGACAAACAAUGUGCACGUUUCGGAUUCUUACGGAAAAAACAGGCCAGACAACCACUCUGAUCGCUACCAUUCCAGAGGCAGCGAGCAUUCUCAGUUAGGAAGAGGCGGCGGUGGAAGGAAUCAAAGAGGCAAUCGCGGCUAUCAAGUUCCACCGAGACACCUGGAGGAGAAUCGAUCAAACAAGUACUCGAAUAACACUGCGGGCAGUCAACAGUACGGGAACUACGGAGGCAUGAAUUCCCAGAAAACGAAACCGCCAAGAUUCCAACGCAAUCAAGAGAAUCAAAACUUCAAUCAGAAUAUGAAUCAAAAUUAUUCGAGUUACCAGCCCCAGGAACCGAUCGGCACGUACAACAAAUUCCCGCAGGUAAACGAGUUUAGAAACUCGAUGCCGAGCGCCUUUUCUCAGCCGAGACAGGAUUCUGCGACGCCCCGAGACAAUUCUGCUAAUGCCUUCAAGCCGAAUCAUCAAGAUUUUCAGAUUAAGAAUCAGCAAGAGUACCAGACUAAAGUGGUGAGCAAUAGUCGAGGUCAGAACUAUGAAUCGAACCUCCGACAAGGGCGUGUCCAGGAAACGGACCCUCAGUUGUACCAAUCUAACACUGUAGACAGAGGUUAUAAAGGCAGCCAGUCGAAUCGUUAUUACGACGACAUUCCAGAUUAUCAAGGAAUUGCUAGCUCGAAUACUCAGAAAAGUAAUAGCUUCUAUAACAUUAAUAGUAAAAGCGAUGACUCCCUGGGCGGAACUUGGGUUUGGCGAGUGGGAGAUAGAUGCAUGGCAAAGUAUUGGGAGGACAAUAUGUAUUAUAACGCUGAGGUGACUGCGGUUUCAAAGACGACUUGUGUUGUACAAUUCAAAGAAUUUCACAACUACGAGGAAGUUCUCCAAAUAGACUGCAUACCUAUUACCGAGGACGAUCCGCGAACUCAGAAUCUCGGACAAGAGAACAAUCGGCGAACGGAUCAUCGCUCGAGUAAUCGACCUCCUCGAUUCGAACAAAACCAAAACAAUUCGAAUGCCUCAGAGUAUCGACGAGGAGGCGGUUCCGGGGGUAGUGGCAAGAACUACAGAAAACGCGGCCAGCAGCGCAGCGCUCAGCCGAUUUACCAGCCGCCGGCUCAGCGCGGCGGCGCCACCUUCCUGCCCCAGAAUACAUAGGACACGGCCCACGACUCGUCGAUAUGAUAGUACAGUCUCUUCCCUACUGAAGCCAGUCGUUCUUUUUUUUAAAUAAUCGUUCAAAUACCUCCGGAGGACUGCGUCCCAGUUCGCGAGGCAAGCAAAGUAUUAAAAGAAGACAGGGACGAACUUUCCUUCUCUAGGCUGCUAUUCAAUGAUUCGGAGAGUUGUAAUGUGCGUUUGGCUUUUCAUUUGUGUUUUUCAAUGAUAACGAUGCUGCACCGCCAUGACUCUAAACACGAUUAACACGAGAGAGAAAAGCGUAACGAUUCUCAACUGGAGUUUCUUUUUUGGAUCAAUAAUCUUUUUCAUACUAACAAACGAGGAGGUAUAUUCGUGGGUCACGAUAAUUGAAUAUCACAGAUGUAUAACGCAAACUUGUUACUGUCUUCUUUUAAGUAGAAAGUAAUAAUGUAAUUUUCGACAAACUAUAAUUAGGUUACUCGUACAAGAUUUUCUUAGCCGCCAUAGCUAAAGGAAGAAUGCAUAGCGUAUAAGCAGUGAUGUAUUGAAUGCAAUCAUGAUUAUUGUAACAUAAACAGUGGUACUCGGCGGUCAUACAUAAGAUAGUUAAAAAGGCAAUUGUUUGCGUUUACUACGUAUGAUAGUUGCAUCUUGCCAAAAGCAAACGAGCGGGCAAAAAACGUACGCAUUGUCUCUACGUAUGUACCUAUUGCUGUUUAUAAGACAGCGAUAGACUUUGUAAUAUUUAUUAAUGCGUUUCCACGAUAUAGCUGUAUGUUUUGCAUUAAACUAGCAAAGUGAAAUUAAAAA
This is a messenger RNA of Nasonia vitripennis (jewel wasp), 4082 nucleotides long. It is a transcript of the gene Tdrd3, whose product is annotated as tudor domain-containing protein 3. The transcript has 11 exons. Bases 1131 to 3287 code for a protein of 718 amino acids. Gene Ontology annotation, molecular function: protein binding. Gene Ontology annotation, cellular component: nucleus. The record is from RefSeq and is a predicted model, not a curated record. Lineage: Eukaryota; Metazoa; Arthropoda; Insecta; Hymenoptera; Pteromalidae.